Sclerotinia borealis F-4128 is the source of this 4152-nucleotide messenger RNA. The record is from the annotation of a GenBank genome assembly. Lineage: Eukaryota; Fungi; Ascomycota; Leotiomycetes; Helotiales; Sclerotiniaceae.
AUGGGUGUUCCAAAGUUCUUCAGAUGGAUGAGUGAGAGGUAUCCCUCAAUCUCGCAGUUGAUUGCGGAGAAUAGAAUACCAGAGUUCGACUGUCUGUAUUUGGAUAUGAAUGGUAUCAUUCAUAAUUGUACACACAAAGACUCCGACGAUGCGACCUUUCGUAUGACAGAGGAGCAGAUGUUCAUUGCAAUUUUCAAUUACAUUGAGCAUCUUUACGGGAAGAUUAAGCCAAAGCAGCUUUUCUUCAUGGCUGUGGAUGGAGUGGCUCCUCGCGCAAAGAUGAACCAACAACGAGCUCGAAGAUUCAGAACGGCAUUAGAUGUUGAAAAUGCUAGAGAGAAGGCAAUUCAGGAAGGAAAGGAAAUGCCCAAAGAGGAGGCGUUUGAUAGCACGGAAUUUAUGCAAAAGUUGACUCUUCAACUAAAAUACUUCAUUGCGAAGAAGAUCUCGGAGGAUGUGGAUUGGCAAGGAACCGAGAUUGUGCUCUCAGGACAUGAGGUACCAGGAGAGGGAGAACACAAAAUCAUGGAGUAUAUUCGCCUCAAGAAAGCACAACCGGAUUAUGAUCCUAAUAGACGUCAUUGUCUUUAUGGUUUAGAUGCAGACUUGAUUAUGUUGGGAUUGUUGAGUCAUGACCCUCAUUUCUGCCUCCUUCGUGAAGAGGUUACCUUUGGCAGACAGAGCAAAGCUAAGUCAAAGGAGUUAGAGCAUCAAAAUUUCUAUUUGAUGCAUCUGUGCGUUGUUAGAGAGUAUCUAGAACUGGAGUUUCAGGAGUUAAAGGAAGAGGGGGUUCUAGGGUUUCCAUUCGAUCUCGAGCGCGUUAUUGAUGAUUUUAUCCUUAUGGCGUUCUUUGUCGGGAACGAUUUCUUACCGAAUCUUCCGAAUUUACACAUUAACGAAGGAGCAUUGGCCCUGAUGUUCAAGGUUUAUAAAACCAUUUUGCCUAAGGGUGGUGGAUAUAUCAAUGAGGGAGGAGUCAUCAACAUGAGCCGACUGGCAAUCUUGUUAGAUGAACUAUCCCACGUUGAGUACAGAUUUUUUGAAUCGGAGAGUUCAGACUCAUCAUGGUUCAAGGCUAAGCAGAUGUCAAAGGAGGAUGUCAUGAUAAAAGGCAAGAGCAAGGGUAAACUUGUCAUGACCACGGCACAACAGCAAAUAUGGAAACAAGUCAAAUCCUAUGUUCAAAAGAGAGGAGAAGAACCCUUGGAUCUAUCCGAUAAGUUGCCCGCAGCGGAUAGGAAAUUUGCGCAGGACUUAGCAGAGAGCCUACACCUGGAAUGGAAAACAAUUCAGGGUGAUGAUGGCGAACGUCACAUGCAGCUUUCAUUUCCUGCUAAGUUGAGUGCCGACGACGAAGAAGACGACGACGAAGAAGAAGAGUCUCAACUUGCAAUCAUGCGAAUUGUUAAACGAUACGACAAAGCAGACGUUCUCGAUGUUACUAAAGAACAAGCACAAACUGAGAUGGACCGUAAAUAUGAGGAGAAGUUCCAAGAAUGGAAGGACAAAUAUUAUGAGGGCAAGUUUGAAUGGGAUAGAAAGAACGAAACCGAGUUGACGAAGUUGUGCGAGAAUUACGUCCAGGGUUUACAAUGGGUUCUUUACUACUACUAUCGUGGCGUGGUAUCAUGGCCGUGGUAUUACCAAUAUCACUACUCGCCCAUGAUUUCUGACGUCAUAAAAGGACUCAAGGCUGAUGUUGAUUUCAAGCUUGGUCAGCCGUUCCAUCCAUUUGAGCAACUCAUGGGUGUGCUACCGGAUCGUAGUAAAAAGAUUGUACCAACCGUGUAUCACGAUCUUAUGACCAAUCCCGCCUCUCCUAUCAUCGACUUCUACCCUCGAGAUUUCGAGCUGGAUAUGAAUGGAAAGAAGAUGGAGUGGGAGGCCGUGGUCAAAAUUCCAUUCAUCGAUGAAAAGCGAUUGUUGGAUGCUAUGGCUACGAAGAAUGAUCUGCUGAGCGAUGCUGAGAAGUUUAGGAAUGAGUUUGGAGUUUCUUUGAAGUUCACUUACGAUCCAGAUGUCGACUUCACUUAUCCAUCUUCGUUGAUGGGUAUUUUCCCCGAUAUUGCUCACUGCCACUGCAUUGAAAACAUUUUCGAUCUGCCAACUAUCGAGGGCUUGGACUAUUACCAUGGUCUCAUGGAUGGAGCUAAACUUGGAUCUGCAGCUCUAGCUGGAUUCCCAAGUUUGAAUUAUCUCCCAUAUAAUGCGACACUGGGUUUCCACGGCGUCAACGUUUUCCAGUCUGACAGCCGUAAUGAAAGUAUGGUUGUCACAAUUGAGGACUGCGAAGUUCGAACAAAUGUCAAGAUAGCACAACAGAAACUUGGUAAAAGAGUAUUCGUUGGCUAUCCUUUCUUACAGGAAGGUAAAGUUGUAAAAGUCUCCGAUGAACUGUUCGAUUAUUCGCCUUCCGAAGAUGCCACUGGUCAACCAAUUACUAGGGCACACGGACCUCGUGAAAUCGAUGACUUCCGCAAGAAAGCUGAAAGAAUAGAAAGCACUUAUAGCAAACGCCUUGGUGUUAUCAUUGGAACAGUGGAGUCACUCACUCAUGUGGAGAUGCUGAAAGGCCUCAAGAAGAUGGAUGAUGGUGCAACCAUCAAAGAAUAUGCUGUUAUUCCUGGCCAGGAUACAGACUAUGCUUCGCAAGUCGUAGUGGAUGAAGUUUUCAGCGAAGAUCAGCGAUUUUUAGAGAAAGCUGCUUUACCUGUAGAGGAAGAGUUCCCUAUUGAUGGCAGAAUAUUCUUCCUUGGUGACUUCAACUAUGGCCGACCAGGACUGGUCGAAGGUCACACAGAUCACAAACUCCAAAUUUCUUUGUCAACAAUCAAGGGCAAAGAAGUAGAAUUUGGCAGGAACAUUGUUCAUACCGCCAAAAACACCACUCAAUAUACACCAUCUUUUGCAGUUGCUAAGAUGCUGGGAUUGCAUCCUUUAGUACUCAGCAAGAUCACUUCAUCCUUCCAAGUCUCUGCUGUGGGUCAACUUCGCGUCAAUCUAGGAUUGAAUCUCAAAUUUGAGGGUAAAAAACUCAAGGUUUUAGGUUACUCUCGACGAGCUGAUAAUGGCUGGGAGUUCAGCAACAAAGCUAUAGAACUCAUCAGCACUUAUAUGACCAAAUUUCCUCACUUCUUUGCUGGCAUUCAAAGAAAACCUCAAGGGAAUGAUUAUGAGGAGUCUGACUUUCCUGGUGCCAGUGUUAAAGAGAUCGUGGCAUGGCUCAAAACCAUCGAAUCCAAGAAUUUUGAAAAAGUGCCUUUGGAUGCUGAGCAGCUUGACUCUGAUACUGUAAUGACCAUUGAACAAGCGGCCCAACAUGCUUUGACAACUGGUCCUCAACCUCAACGCACGACUCUUAAGGCUGUUCCACGCGGUGCGCUCUUGAAACCAUCUGAUGCUGAACAACGUUGCGGCAACCAGAGAUUUGCUUUGGGUGAUCGUAUUGUCUAUGUCGCAGAUUCUGGUCGCGUUCCCAUCGCCACACGUGGUACUGUUGUGGGUAUCUCCCGUACUCCACGCACCACCCUCCUCGAUGUUCUCUUCGACGUUACGUUCAUGAGUGGCACAACUCUUGGAGAGCGGUGCUCCCCAUUCCGCGGAUCUACCGUACCAGUUGCCAGCGUACUCAAUCUUACCAACAAGCAAUUAAUAGCAGGCUCUAGAGCCGCUGCUGAGAAGAGACCCGCUCCAACUAGCACGCCUUUGACAGUCAAUGGUGGCUAUGGCUAUGGAAGAGGUCAACAAUAUAGAGAAUCUGGACCACCUCCUCCACUUCGAGGUUCUUUUCGUGGUGCUGUUUCAGGGCCACGCGGAAACUUCGUACCUCGUGGCGGACGUGGUCGUGGUGGAUUCGCCAAUGGAAAUACAUACGGCAAUGCCUCCGAUAAUGCUAGCCCGGCAGUUCAUAGCAGCAUGACUAUUCGGGACACGACACCUGUGAAUACGAGCGGUAACGCCAAUGGCACGCGAGGUCGUGGAAACGCAUUUGCUGGGGGUAGAGGUGGCAGUCCCGCAGCUGGCAACGUGGCAUACAAUAGCGUUCCCCCACCAACCGCAUUGGAUACCCGAGGCAGAGGUAGAGGCCGUGGUGGUAGAGGCCGUGGUGCUUCGAGAGGUAGAGGUGGUGAUCCACAACCUCCUCAAGCUUAG